Pantherophis guttatus is the source of this 4202-nucleotide messenger RNA. RefSeq names its product otopetrin 2 (gene OTOP2). Gene Ontology annotation, molecular function: proton channel activity. The record is from RefSeq and is a predicted model, not a curated record. Gene Ontology annotation, cellular component: membrane. NCBI's taxonomy places the organism in Eukaryota, Metazoa, Chordata, Lepidosauria, Squamata, Colubridae. Gene Ontology annotation, biological process: proton transmembrane transport.
AGAAGAAGAAAAAUGCAGCAAGUCUUGCCCAAUCAUUAUCAAACUGAAUUGAGAGGCAGAGUUUAGGAGCGGAGUUUUAGGCGGAUCUGGCAAGGGGCGGGGCAGUAGUUGAGGAGGCAGGGAAUCUAAUGAGGACCAAGAGUGUAUAGAAACACCUGUCCGAGUCACUGGCUUCUGAGUAUCUCUGCUUAACCUGCCAGGUGUUUCAUCAUCAGACAGAAGAACCUGGAUCUUCUAGUCAGCCUGGAAUGAAAACAGUCACUUGGGCUUCCUUCUUCUUCUUCUUUCCACUGAGAGCCUGAAACAACCCUGCAUCGUUUUUCAGCAUCACACCUACCGUCCACAAGAGAAACAAGUGAUGGAGCAAGCCCUACAUUAGUGUCGGUUAAACCAUGACCGACGUGUCUUCAAGGAAAAACAGUGAGAUCAAACGUGAAGAUUCCAUCAUGGGCUCUGGCCAGAAGGAUGACAAGAGCAGCUGUAGUCCUGAUCAUUUACCACCUGUUGGCCAACAUAUACAUAGAUUCUCCUCUAUCUCUUUGCCUCACAGCCCCAAGGAAGUUUGGAAAAAAGGCGGGCGUGUUUUCUCUAUCCUGCUAGCCAUCAACCUGAUACUACUAGCAUGCACUCUUGUCAGUGGUGGGGCAUUCAAAAACGUCAAACUGCAUGACUACGAUGCCUUUUUCAUGCUCACCAUUGUGAUGCUGAUUGCCAUCAUCUGGAUGCUGUUCUAUAUCUUCAGUACCUCCAAGCGGCAGGCUGCCAUCCCUUACAAAGACAAUCAUGCAGGCCCUAUCUGGCUAAGAGGUGGCUUGGUCUUGUUUGCAAUCCUCACAUUGGUGAUGGAUAUAUUCAAGACAGGAUACUUCAGUUACUACCAGUGCAUAUCAGUCAUCAAAAUCAUGUAUCCAAUUGUGCAGGCUGUGUUUGUAAUUGUCCAGACUUAUUUUCUGUGGGUCUCUGCCAAAGACUGUGUUCAUGUACAUUUGGAUCUUACCAGAUGUGGACUGAUGCUCAUUUUAACCACCAAUCUAGCAGUGUGGAUGUCAGCUGUAACAGAUGAAUCAGUGCAUAAGGCUGAAUCUAAAAAACCAGAUGGAAAUAUAUCACACAGGAUGGUUGAUCUAAAAGAAAGCUCCUCUGACAACUGUGGUUGCAAAAGUAACAUCUGCCAAAUCUUCAAGAAUGGUUACUUUUGGCUGUAUCCUUUCAAUAUUGAGUACAGCCUUUUUGCUUCUGCCAUGAUCUAUGUAAUGUGGAAGAACGUUGGCCGCAUCAUGGACCACCAUUCCAACCACAUCCAUCACCUCAAGUUUAAGCUUUUCAAGAGGACUUACUUUUUGGGUUUCAUAAUGGGACUCUUGAUCAUAGUGUCUGGCAUAGCAAUCCUGAUUGUGUAUGAAAUCCAGAUCAAUUCAAAAAACAAAGCUAAAGUGAAGAAUCAGGUGCUCACCAUGUACUACACUUUCAAUAUUGUCUGCCUGAGCCUGAUGUCGCUCAUCUCUGUGGGUGGCUCCAUUGUUUAUAGAUUUGACAAGAGAGACAUGGACCGUGAGAAGAAUCCAACUAGAACGCUUGACGUGGCCUUAUUAAUGGGUGCAGCCUUAGGGCAAUAUGCCAUUUCCUAUUACUCUAUUGUGGCCACUGUGGCCAGUUCCCCAAGGGACACGAUCAAUGCCCUCAACUUGACCUAUUCCUUGCUGAUGAUUGCCCAGCACACUUUCCAGAACAUUUUCAUAAUUGAAGGACUCCAUCGGCAGCCCUUAAAAAGGGAAAGCAAAGUGGACCAUCAGGAGAAGGACAUUUAUGGUCUCACUUUUGUCAACUUAAAUGCUGUAUCGCUUCGUGUCCCUGAAAAUGGAAACGCUUUAUCACCAACAUCUCCAGGGCUAGCCAUCCAGGCUCCUCAUGAAAUAACACGGUCCAUCAGUGUCUCCAAGAAAGUGAGCUGGCGGAGGAGAUUCUUAAAAGAAAGCUCAUUAUUCCUGCUCCUGUGUAAUGUAAUUCUCUGGAUUAUGCCUGCGUUUGGAGCCCGGCCGCAAUUUGAUAAUACCACAGAGCUUGAAUUCUAUGGCUACCCCAUGUGGGCUGCUAUUGUGGACAUCUGCUUGCCCUUCGGCAUCUUCUACCGCAUGCAUGCUGUUGCUAGCUUAACAGAGGUCUACGUCAUGUCCUAAUGGAGAAAUGAAGAACUUUUUAGAAGAGCCCACAUUUCUUAUACCACCCAGGACUUGAAAGCCUAAAGAGCUGCACUGAGGGGGUUGACUUCCUUUGGGCGCCAGGCCCAGUGAUUUGAUGGGCAUUAUCAAGAGAACUGACAAUAGCCGAAACAAAAUCCCCCCUUUUUUUUCUAUUUAAAUGACUCCUUUUCUUGAUAAUCAUCUUCAGUUAUUUUUUGUUUUCUACCAGAUAUGCAGACAUCAAGGACCCUAUGUAGGCUUAGAUUCACUCCUGGUCACUUUAAAGGACAUUUUGACUUCAGUAGAGCAGUCUGAGGAGUCACAGCUUGAAAGAAGAAUUUAGUGAAUGUUGAAGACUGUUAAAAGUAACUGUGCCUUUGUGUCAUUUGGAUGGCUUCAUAAGAUUCCUUCCUGACCCUUCAAUCCCUUUUCCAGUGAUUUAUGAAGGCCUCAGGAAUGCGAACCUGUUAAAGCUCAUACAUGAUAAGAAGAAUCCUGGAGCCGUUCUGGGUUUCGAUGGGACUUCCUUGCUGUCCUGAAUCAGGGCCUGAAGACUGUAUGAGUCCAUCUAAAGGGUUAUUCUGUCAGGAGCGUAAUAAGAAAUGUUAGUUUUUAACGAUAGUUUGAUUUUUUUAAUGAGCCUAUUUUUAUAAAAUGUACAUAUUUAUUGAUUCUCAUUGUGAUAAUUAAAAGGGAAAUGAAGCCCCAGAGAACCACCAUAAGGAAAACACUUCCCCGCAUGCCCAAGCUUAAUCGUCUAGCAGUGUUUAACCGGCAGCCUGCCAAAGGUGGUACUUCCUCUGCUGCUUCAGCUCAGAGUUUGUAGCAAGGGGGAUGUUGUUCUCCUUCAUAUCCCACUGGAGGAUCUCUUUUAGGACGAUGAUAUGAAGUAUCUACAACUCUGUAUAGAGCUAGAUUAGUUAGAUAGUGCUUCCUUCACAAAAUCAUAUACACAAACACACACACACCUUUUAGUAUAGUUCACACCUUAGGAUAAUGGUCAUAUAAAUAAUUCCAGGUCUUCUGCAUUGGCUUAAGAUCAUCAUUGUGUUACUAAGCCCGCAUAGCACUAAAAAGAGAAAUUGGCCAUCAAUGAGAACCUAUGGAGUUUAUUCCUUUAUAUUACCCUUAGUUAAUUUUGUUGUCCCUUUAAAUGCAUCAAAACAUAUUUUCUGUCACCUUCUAUCUUCAUGUUAAAAGUUUUGGGCAUGUUGCUGGAGCGAUGGGAACUUUGGCAAUCAGGCUGGAGAGGAUUGCUGGAGAGGAUUGCUCCUCUCUUUUUUGGCCACUGUUGAGGCAUCUCUCCUAGGCUUGUAUUUGGAUGUACCGGUAGAGCAAAUUCUGUGCAUCUUUGUAUUAAAUUUAAAACAUGUAGUUUAAUUCUAUAUGACCAUAAACCACAACUGAUAAGAGGAUAAAUUAAUAGAAUACAUGUUUUCAUUCCCAAAAAGUAAAUAAAUUUUGCUGGUCCUAAUUUUCAAGAUUAGAGUUCCCUAUUCCCAGCUUCAAUAACAGUUUAUGAAGAUGUUAUUUGAUUAAUGUGGUGAUUAAUUGAACAGGACUAGGAGAUUCUUCACAAUGUUAGACUUUCUGAAUUCAGUCUUUGACAUGCAUAGCAGGAUAGUUACACUAUCUUUGUCUUUAUGCAUAUGUAAAGCCAAUCUGGUGGAAAAUUUGAUACUGGAUUCUAUCUAGAAGUAUUCUGACCUGUUUUAAUGAUGGCCCAAAACUGAGCUUAUCUAAUUCUUUCCAGUGCACAAGGUAACAGCUGUGCUAAUGAUAGGAACUUUUGACAUAUUUCAAUCUGUGGAAGAAUUUGACUAGAGCUGUAGUUGAUCAUCACAAUAGUUAUUUAAUUGCACUGUUUAAGAGUCCCAUUUUUUUCUUAUGAAAUUGUAUUUAUAAUGGAAAGAAAUGUGAUUUUGGAAAAUGGCUUGAGAGAGAGUAAAGAUGACAGGCUCCACAGAAGUUAAAAUAUCUCAGAUGAUAGAAUAAAAGGAAAUUGUUCCACUUUGUCCUGCA